Molecule: messenger RNA, 1026 nt
Organism: Trichomonas vaginalis G3
Lineage: Eukaryota; Parabasalia; Trichomonadida; Trichomonadidae
Product: beta-1,4-mannosyl-glycoprotein beta-1,4-n-acetylglucosaminyl-transferase family
Exons: 1
Coding region: 1-1026 (341 amino acids)
Biological process (GO): protein N-linked glycosylation; N-acetylglucosamine metabolic process
Cellular component (GO): membrane
Molecular function (GO): beta-1,4-mannosylglycoprotein 4-beta-N-acetylglucosaminyltransferase activity
Source: RefSeq, a predicted model, not a curated record
AUGAAUUAUGCAAAGUCAAAGAUUUUAAACGCUGUUAACUUCAUUAUUGUCGCUGUGUACUUGAAGUCCUUCAUCAGGUUCCAUUUUAACCCUGCUGUCCAGUUGAAAUUCCAAAUUGGAAAGCGUUCAAAAAUAUUUGAUUGCGUUCUUUAUAACAGCGAAAGUCAUAUGUUGUACAAUCGAAUAUGGAGAUUACAACCAUAUGUAGAUCAUUUCGUUGUCGUGUCUGCUUCGUUAACUUUUUCAUCAAGAAAGAAUAACGUUUCUUUUUAUCCAUUCGACAAAGAGAUACAAGCAUUAGGCGACAAGAUACACUUAUUUGAGCUUAAUCUUUCAGCAAAUAUGAGCAAUUGGGCAAGAGAAGAAAUUCAGCGAAACAGUAUGUUAGAUUUUGUAAAAACUUUGAAUCCAAAAGAGGGGGAUAUCAUAAUUGCAGGAGACAUUGAUGAAAUACCAACAAUAUCGGGUAUAGAGUUCAUGAUUCAAAACCCUCCCGUUGAAGAUUAUUAUAAUACAAAGUAUCGCUUCUACAAUCACAAUUACAAUAGUAUGGUUAAGACCACAUGGGGAUUCACAGCAGUAUUCAAGUACAGCGAUAAGCUUCCUUCAUAUCUAUUAUCAACUUCGCGAAGUACUCGUCAUUUUGUGACCAAACAAUACCUAGGAACGCAUUGCUCGAGUUGUUUCCAUACUCUGGAGCUAUAUAAGAAUAAGUAUGAGUCAUUCUCUCACCAGGAAUUCAACAGCUAUCCAUUUACAAACUAUAGUUACAUAUUUUGGUCCCAUUACUGUAAGAAACAGAUGCCAUGGGCUAAGGAUCUUUAUAAAUCUAAAUUGGAUAUUCAUGAUUUAGCGCCACAAGAUCCAAGACUUAGAUUUUUGUAUGAUAAAGAUUUCAUUUUGGAUAUAAAUAAGACAAUUUACAAAGAAAAAGAUCUAAAGACACUUUGUAAGGGAAAGAACUCUUGGUGGGUUAAUGGAAAGAUUGGUACACUGAAUCCAAAAUAUAAUAUUAGUCGUAAUUAA